AUGGAGGCCAAGCUCUUCAUGCUAGAUUUCACGAGCUACUUGUGCGCUGUUGUGAACAAGUGUAGUUGUGGAGCUGUUCUAAAUGCUGAUUCUAAUUGCAGUACCUUGGUUGUAAAGCAGAAAUUGCCAGGUGUCUAUGUGCAGCCAUCUUACCAAUCAGCAUUAAUGUGGUUUGGUGUAAUAUUCAUAAGACAUGGGCCCUACCAGGAUGGUGUGUUUAAAUUUACUAUCUAAAUUCCUGAUAAUUACCCAGAUGGAGACUGUCCGUGCUUGGUUUUUGAUCUGCCUGUCUUCCAUCUGCUAGUAGAUCCUUUAUCUGGUGAACUGAAUGUGAAAAGAGCAUUUGCGAAAUGGAGGCGAAAUCAUAAUCGCAUAUGGCAAGUAUUAAUGUAUGCUCGCAGAGUCUUCUACAAGAUUGAUACAACUACUCCUCUGAACCCUGAGGCUGCAGUGCUGUAUGAAAAAGAUAUUCAGCUAUUCAAAAGUAAAGUGGUGGACAGUGUCAAGCUAUGCAGCAGUCAUUUAUUUAAUCAGGCCAAAAUAGAGGAUCCUUAUGCAAUCAUGUAAGUACC
This is a messenger RNA of Pezoporus flaviventris, 572 nucleotides long. Its product is annotated as AKT-interacting protein-like. The record is from RefSeq and is a predicted model, not a curated record. The transcript has 6 exons. Lineage: Eukaryota; Metazoa; Chordata; Aves; Psittaciformes; Psittacidae.